GAGUUAAGUGACAGAAACAGGAGCUAACGGCUGUUUUUGUUUUGUGUGGUUGACAGAAACUCCGCGAGACGUCUUGUCCCCGUUACUGCGCUGACGUUUAAACUGGAAUUUUAAUUCAACUGACUGGCAAGACAGCGACCAUGGGUGCCGGUUCAAGCACCGAGGCCGAAAGGGAGCCACUUCUCGUCCCUUCUCAUGCGGAGGCAAUCAGUCAACCAGUAAACAGCAGAGUGUACGGGAGAAGAUGGCUGGUCCUGACCCAGUUUUCCUUGCUGGCGCUCAUGCAGGGGAUGGUGUGGAACUUUUGGGGUCCCAUCCAGAACUCGGCCGUUCACGCCUUCGGUUUCACCAAGUCCGACAUCGCAGUUCUGGUUCUGUGGGGCCCACUGGGCUUCGUCCCCUGGCUGCUGUUUAUGUGGUUAAUGGAUAAAAAAGGUUUGCGGGCAUCCCUCCUCCUCUCUGCCUUCUUCAUGCUGCUAGGAGCAGCUCUGCGGAGCAUCCCACUGACAGAGCAGCCUCUCAGACGAUGGUUAAUACAUGGAGGUCAGUUUCUGAAUGGUUUAGCCGGCCCAACCAUAAUGAGUGCUGGCCCCUACCUCUCCACCACAUGGUUUGCUCCUGAUCAGAGGGCCACCGCAACAGCUGUGGCCUCACUCUUCUCCUACCUGGGGGGUGCUGCUUCAUUUGUAGUAGGACCUCUGGUAGUGCCAGCCCCUAAUGACACACAGGCAGUAACCACGAUGGCAGCAGCAGCAAUUUCCGAUAUCUCUAUCCAAGACAGGAUCCAGCUGGUUAUGUAUGCAGAGUUGACUGCAAUAGCUGUGCUUUUUGCGGCAAUCCUGCUCUAUUUCCCAUCACGCCCACCGAUGCCUCCCAGUGUGGCUGCAGCAAGCCAGAGACUCAGUUACAGAAGCAGCAUCUGCCGACUUCUUAGAAACUUGCGGUUCCUGAUGAUAGCGCUGGCCUAUGCUGUCCCCACAGGAGUGAUUGCUGGUUGGGCGGGAGUCCUUGACAUGGUCCUUACACCAGCCAAAGUCAGUCAGGUAGAUGCAGGUUGGAUUGGUUUUUGGUCAACUGUCGGUGGGUGUGUGUUUGGAGUGGCAAUGGCUAGGUUUGCAGACUCUAUUCGGGGGAUGCUGAAGCUGAUCCUGGUGCUGAUGCUAGCUGGAGCCUCACUGUCCUCUACUUGGUUCACACUCACCUGUCUGAGCAGAGUCACUCACCUGCCCUCCACUGCAGCCAUCCUGUACACUUCUUGCAUCCUAGUGGGCAUUUUUAUCAACAGCAGUGUGCCAAUUUUCUUUGAGCUUUUUAUCGAGACAGUUUAUCCAGUCCCUGAAGGCAUCACCUGUGGAGUGGUCACUUUCUUGGGGAACCUGGUCACUGGCCUGCUCCUCUUCUUCCUCACCUUUUACUGUACAGAACUGUCAUGGCUAAACUGGUGUCUAACAGGCUCCUGUCUCUUCAGUCUUGUCCUCAUCCUCUUCUUCAGGGAGUCAUACGACCGCCUCUACCUGGAUGUCUUUGUCUCCGUGUGACACUGCAGAGGACAAAAACAAGACAACUUAAUAACCAAGGGACUAAAUAAAUUAUUCUUGCACAAAGGAGAGGAGAAAAGGGAGAUGAGGGGAAAGUGGAAACCCCACACUCUUUUAAGAAAUAAGAUUUUAGUUUGUAAAUGUAUAUGUGUAUUGUAUGGCUGCUGAGAAGAACCACAAAGCGAUUCUACAUCAGUGUUUACUCUUUAUACAUAUUCGACUCAAUGCCAUAUGACUGUCUAACACAUCAUUACCUGUUUUUAUGUUUGUGUUUGUAUGUAAUUUUUUUAAAACCAGGCACAACAUGAUGGACUGUUAGUUGUUGUUGCUAACAGAUGAUGUAAUAUUUUAAGUUAUUCUCAGUGUGGCUUCUCCAUUCACCUUCCCAGUGUGGCUUCUCCAUUUUAUCAUCUCUAAAAUAAGCUGGACACUGUCAAAGCUCACAAGUUGGAUGUCAAGUGUUGUCCUCUAAUGAGGAAAUGAGGGAUGAGACAGCUUCAUCAGCCAAUCACAGCCUGGCUGUGCUGGCGUAACACUCUUAAGUGACCUGUGAAACUGCCUGUCAUUGAGAGGCAGAUACUUAUGUUUUAUCACCUUCUCAAGACAAAUAUGCAAAACCUAUCUAGAUUGAUGAUUUGAUGCUGGCUAGAGAUGUGCACUGGGAUUGGAUAAGCCUGCGUUUUUUUUCCCACCAAUGAACUGUCCAUGUGGAGCUGUUACACCCUCACACUACAGAUGUUAUUCAGCCAACUUAAUUGUGUCAAUUUCUGGAAGAUUUACUUUUUAAUCUAAGUGAAUAAUGUUAAUUACUUUUAUUUUUUUCAACAAUUUUUAAUCAUCAGUUUUCCUCAGCAACCUGCCAGUAUUUAUUGGAAAUGUCAUCCUGGUCCAAACAUCCUAUGUCACAGAAACAUAUGAGGAUUACAUUGCAUUGUAAUUGCCAAGCUGCCCCUCCUCCAAAAGCACCAGCAGGUGUCACCAGCUCCAAGUCUAGAUAGACAUAUUAAUAAAGAAACACAUAAGGGCAAACGAAAAACAUCUGUCACUUAUAGACAAACAUUUUCUCUAACUUGUCCAUGACAUUUUUGUGUCUGUCUUUUGCAUAGUAGCUACAAGUGUUUCAUUUCCUGUGGGUUUUGAGAAGGCUCUGUAAUGUGUUUCCUGGUGCUUGUUUUUUUUUUUUUUUUUUUUACUCUCCCUGUACAGAAAAGGUUGUCUUUUACCUUUUGACGUGUUGCCUUAAUUGCCCAGUGCAGUGCGUUCAGUCUCCCUCUCUUCCACACUGUGACUAUUUUGUCUGUAUAUAUUGUUAAAGAUUAUGUUCUUCUGUUCAGCAUGUCACACUCCUGGGCUUUGGGUUCUAAAUGUCCUUGUUCUGUGGAAAGGAGAAAGAACUAAUGUGACUCAAUCAAUAUUUCCAGCACCUUAUUAAAAAGAACAUUUUAAAAAUAA
Molecule: messenger RNA, 2990 nt
Organism: Lates calcarifer (barramundi perch)
Lineage: Eukaryota; Metazoa; Chordata; Actinopteri; Centropomidae
Gene: slc49a4
Product: solute carrier family 49 member 4
Exons: 9
Coding region: 141-1538 (465 amino acids)
Biological process (GO): transmembrane transport
Cellular component (GO): intracellular membrane-bounded organelle; membrane
Molecular function (GO): transmembrane transporter activity
Source: RefSeq, a predicted model, not a curated record